Messenger RNA from Carlito syrichta (Philippine tarsier), 1971 nucleotides. RefSeq names its product transmembrane protein 140 (gene TMEM140). The coding region runs from base 936 to 1490 and encodes 184 amino acids. The transcript has a single exon. Lineage: Eukaryota; Metazoa; Chordata; Mammalia; Primates; Tarsiidae. The record is from RefSeq and is a predicted model, not a curated record.
UGUUUUUGAAGAAUAUUUAAGUUUUGAAAAAUGUUCACAAUAUCCAGCGAAAAAAGCAUUAUGUUCAAUGUUACAACUAUUUAAAAAUGCAGCAGCACAUAAGAAAAAACACUGGUAGAAUAUUAGUAAUGGUUCUAUGUAUGUGGUAGGAUAAAAUGUUUUUAUAUUUUUUUAUUUUAAAAAUAUUUUCUAAGCUUUCUAUAGUUAACAUGCUACUGUUGAGAGGGGGAAAUUGUAGACAUUUUCAAAGUAAUGAGUACUACAAUGUGAUUCCAACAUCAGGUGACAUCUUGUCUUGACCCAGUAAUGAGUUCCCAAACCAGAACAGGUAAAUUCCAGAGAGGACCUGAUAGUGGUCCAUGGUGUAGGCUCACAGUAGAAUGAACUGCAGCGCUUCAAAAACAUACCAGUGCCAGGGCCCAUGCACAGAAGUUGUGUUCUGAUUUGUGGCCCAGCAAAUAGGUAGUUUUUACAGCUCCCCAGGUGGUUGUCAUGGCAGCUGUGAUGAAAACCAUCCCCUUCAACUAACCUUCAGGUUCCCAGUAAGAGUGAGUUUUGCCCUUCACCUCAGUAAAAACUCCCUCAAUAAGGACUUCAGCAACUCCCCAAAUGUUUCCAAUGACUCCUUGUACUGGGGCUGCAGCAAAGCCUCUGACCAGAGCACUUCAGACAAGAUGUUAGCCAGUCUGCAAAGCUGCCUGGGAGAGACUUUUCCUUGUGACAGAGAUGCAGAUGACUUCUCAUCCAGUGGGUCCUGACUGCAUGUUACUCAGACUUCUUGUCUUUGAUGGUAGGCAGCGUAGGCAGAAAGCUUGCCAUGGAUUUCUAUGGCAUGCCCAAGGGAGAACGUGAGCUUAUGAAGACACGGGGCGAGAGGUAGCGCUGGACACUAACUGGUGUGACUUCCCUGUAGGUCCCCCUGCAAAGGCCAGGAGAUGGCCUUUGCCAGGCCACAGCGGGACAUUCUGCUGUUCCUGAGCAUCAUGGUCCUCACGGUCCUGGUUACCUCCUUGCUGUUCUACGCUCUUCUCUGGAAGGCUGGCAACCUCACUGACCUGCCCAACCUGAGGAUCGGCUUUUACAACUUCUGCCUGUGGAACGAGGAUGCCGUGUCCCUGCAGUGUUACCAGUUCCCUGAGCUGGAGGCCCUGGGUGUGCCUCGGGUUGGCCUGGCCCUGGCCAGGCUUGGCGUGUAUGGGUCCCUGGUCCUCACCCUCUUUGUCCCCCUGCCUCUCAUCCUGGCCCAGUGCAACAGCAACAUGGGAGAGUGGCGGCUGGCAGUGGGCUUCCUGGCCACAUCUACUGUGCUGCUGGCCAGUGGCCUGUGUCUUUUCCUCUCCUACGUUUGGAAGUGGGUCAGGCUCUCCCUUCUGGGGCCUGGGUUUCUAGCUCUGGGCAGCGCCCAGGCCUUACUCAUCCUCUUGCUUAUGGCCACAGUUAUGUUCCCUCUGAGGGCCCAGGGGGACAAGAGCAAGCUUGAGUGUUGCUAGUCUGGUCUAGAGGCUUAUGUGAUGUCAAAGGUCUAGCGCCAACUGUGCUUGGAGAAGGCGACGUGUCUUCUCACGCAUUUCUCAGCUGAUGCUGAUCUCAAGCUCCAGCCAAUGGAACCUUCCACAGAGCAGGGGGUCCCCAGUGUCAAGGAGGCUAAGGUAGCAAGGGCGGUGGGGCAACUGCAGCUUCUUAGUGUAGGUCUGUCUGUCCUUCAGAAUUUGCAAGGCUACCCAAAACACCCUGGAACCACACAACUCAUCGUCAUGCCAAUUCCUGCUUUAAUUAAUGGAUUUGAGCAAAUCUUACUCUAGCCUCCGGAGGGUGGGCAGGGAAGGAUUCAAAUCAUGGGGCCAGACUUCCAGGUUGAUUUGUCAGAUGCCAAACUGGAACCCAGUGAAGGUUUAUGGCAAAAAAUGGGAACAUUAAGAGACCAGCCUGGUCAACACAGUGAGACUUUGUCUCUACAAAAAAAAAUUUUUU